Messenger RNA from Theileria orientalis strain Shintoku, 2088 nucleotides. RefSeq lists its product as hypothetical. Gene Ontology annotation, molecular function: protein binding. NCBI's taxonomy places the organism in Eukaryota, Apicomplexa, Aconoidasida, Piroplasmida, Theileriidae. The record is from RefSeq and is a predicted model, not a curated record. The transcript has 7 exons. Bases 1 to 2088 code for a protein of 695 amino acids.
AUGGCGCCUAAGAAAACGAACCCAAAAGUUAAAACGGUGUUGUGGAGAAUGUAUAAUCAGGGGACGCAGACGUUGGUUAUAAGGAAUCUGACGACGAGUAGUCAUUUGCAGGGGAUGUGUUCAAUGUUUGACAAUGGAAGCUGUAAAGCACUGGUCAUAAACCAUUCGCUGUACCCUGAGGUCGUGCUGGACAUUUUGGCAGAGGCGGCCAAGUCGAGGAACAAGCUGACAGAUUUAUACGUGGACGCCUGGAACAUUGAUUUCGAGAGGUUCAUUCCCCUGCUGCGUGAGUGUAUUGUCGCACACGAGGAGUCUCUGGAAGCUUUGACGGUCAAAUGUCGCAUGCCCUUGUACUAUAUGACGAUGAUGUUUGAUUUUAUUCCAACAACGCUGAAAACGUUGGAUUUGUCAGAUAAUGACAUUGCCGAGCCCGCCUUUGUUAGUAUCCUUACUGAGUAUAUUCGCAGUAGUGACCUGGAGUUAGUAAGACUGAUCAACUCUAAGUUAAAGGCAGAUUUGAUCAACGAGUUGGUGAAGCUAAUUCUUGACAUAGAAAACCCGUUUCCCCUGAAGAAAAUUGAUGGUGUUGACUUUAGUAUGUGCGACGAAAUACCCAAGUGCGUAAGGCAGUCUAUGACGGAGUCGCUGAAGUUUGCCAGAAAACACCAAAUGAGUUACAAGGACUACUCGACCAUUGAUAACAAUGAAGUCUCGAGUCACUUUAUGGAUUACGUGAGGAACGUAAUGUUCAUGAAGAGGAUGGUUGGAAUGGAGGUUAGAGUAUGGUGGCCAGCGACGAAGGACGACAAUAGAACGUCGUUCGCAGGAAGAUUGUGGCCAGCAAAAAUAAUAAUGGCAAACCCAGUAGACCUGGUGUUCGUAGUGAAGUACGACAACGAAGACAUAGACCAUGUGCCAUGUAAGCACGUUCAGCCAAAAAGCCCAUUUAAGUACGGCGGAGGCUUGGACCGUAACUACCUGUAUUAUUUAACGGGCCCAGGAGGGAUCACAAGUAGAUGUGUAAACCUGAGAAAGGAGCUGGAUCGAAACAUCAGUAGAGUGAGAUAUAUCAGUACUGAAAGAGUACAGAUAAGUCAUCACCCUUGCAAAAAUAACGGUGUAGAGACGGAAACGAAUGAGGUGCUGAAGACGCCAGAAAACACGAAAGCAAUGGACAGCGCACACUCAAAUUCGACUAAGGGUGGCAGUACCAGCUUCUCGUCGAGGUACGAAAACGAAUUCUUGUGCAUAAACUGCGGAUUCGUAAACAACAUUGACGUGUGUAUGAGAUCAGAGGUUGAUUUGGACACCGUGGAGAGUGUGCUGGGCCUUGAAGAAAAGUACAAAGGUAACCUCUUGGUCCCAGGAGAGUUCUGCGAAUUCAGAGACCCGCUGGACCAGUUUAGAAAUGACCCCUCAGACUACAUGGGAGUGGUGACAAAGGUAAACGAAAGUGAGCCCUUGUACGAGUGUGUGUGCAUAUACCAGGACAACGAGGAGGUGAUAUCAGUGCAUAGCAAGGACAUUAGAAGGACAGUGGUGGUCCCAUGGUACAACUGGGUAGAAAUGGCAUUUAAACUGCUGCUGGAAAGAAGAAAAGUCUUUGAAAAAUUAAAGCAGAGUUCACAGGAAAGGACGCCCGCUAAAAGGUAUCAGGAGCAUUCACUGAAAACCGCGCCGAGCGACGAACCAGUUGAAAACGGACUUGAAGAAUACAAUAUUCUUAACAGGAAUUUUUACUAUCUUUCUCCAAUUGAGAUUGAAGACCUGAAAGAAUAUGUUCCGCCAAAUCCUCUAGAAAUGAAGCUGGUCACUUUGAAUAGAUACGCAAGCUUGGUGUCAAGUAAGAUCACAAGUCAUCCAAGACUACAAGGUAUUUUCAGACAUACCACAAAUAAUCAAAUGGAUCCUAUCAGUCUGAAGCUUAAGUCACUUACUGAGUUCAAUGAAAUACUUCAAAUGGAGUUACAAAACGAGCGUGAUAAAAACAUAGAACUGCAAUCUAAAUUUAAAUGUAUAGUGUGCUUUGACACAGAAAUAAACUGUGUUCUCGACCCGUGUACACACUUCAGUUUCUGUUACGAGUAA